AUGUGCUGGGCCCAAACCGCUGGCGAAGUCGGCCGUUAUACCGCAAAUACUGGGCUGAAUCUAAGACGAACCUCCAUUUCCAACGUUAAAACCAGAAAGCCUGGUGCUGCUGCAGUUUGAAGCAAUAUUUUUGCCAUGGCACCAUUGUUGAAAUGGGCGAGAGCCCUUCUACAGCGGACCCCGUCGCCACCUUUACGAUUUCCGAUGACCGGGUUCGCCCUUUGUGCCCGCAAAUCAAGUGCUCGAAGAAGAGAUGUUUGACGUAUUCAAAGCUGGCAACUACUGUCCCGUCAACAUUGGAGAUCUCUUUUCCUCCAAGUACCAAGUCGUCGGCAAGCUGGGCUUUGGGUCCACCUCGACUGUUUGGCUCGCGCGAAAUCUGCAAGAACACGAUUUUACAUGCCGGGACGAGUUCCACACUUACCAGGCCAUCGACAAGGCGGAUCCGUUGCAUUCCGGACAUCGGCACGUGAGAACCGCCCUUGAAAUCCCAGACAUCAAGGCCGACAACAUGCUACACGCCAUUGUCGACGAGGGAAUCCUCCAAGCCUUGUUCGAGGAGGAGCUCAGGACGCCCUCGGCCCGCAAGUACGACUUCGGGAGGAUCAUACUCAGCGACUUCGGCGCCGCUGUCAGGGGCGACGUGAAGCGCAAUCACGGCGCGCAGCCCAACGUGUACCGCUCGCCCGAGGUCAUGCUCGGCGCCCCGUGGAGCUACCCUGCCGACAUCUGGAAUGUCCGGGCCAUGAUCUGGGACGUCUUCGAGGACGGCCACUUGUUCCACUGCCAGGAUCCGAACGGCCAGGGAUAUACCACGCGAGCGCACCUCGCCGAAGUUCGCGGGGUCCGGAGCAGGGAGUUCUUCUCGGGAGACGGGCAAUGGAUUGCGGAUAAGGCUGAGCGCGUCCUCCGCGGAAGGAACAAAGCCAUGUUCUUGGACUUCGUGAGGGGGAUGCUGACUUGGCGACCUGAGGAUCGCAAGACGGCACGAGAGCUUCUCGAUGACCCGUGGUUGAACACCUGGGAGAUACCGGAAUAG
Molecule: messenger RNA, 1039 nt
Organism: Chaetomium strumarium
Lineage: Eukaryota; Fungi; Ascomycota; Sordariomycetes; Sordariales; Chaetomiaceae
Product: kinase domain protein
Exons: 8
Coding region: 254-1039 (261 amino acids)
Biological process (GO): spliceosomal complex assembly; peptidyl-serine phosphorylation; regulation of mRNA processing
Cellular component (GO): cytoplasm; nucleus
Molecular function (GO): ATP binding; protein serine/threonine kinase activity
Source: RefSeq, a predicted model, not a curated record